AUGAAGCAUACUUGUAAUACGAGUUUAGCAUUGAAAAAAGGUGCAUGGACUGCUGAAGAAGAUAUGCUUCUUAAAAAUUGUAUCGAGAAAUACGGUGAAGGAAAAUGGCAUCUUGUUCCUCUCAAAGCAGGUUUAAGAAGAUGCAGAAAAAGUUGUAGGUUGCGAUGGUUGAAUUAUCUGAGGCCAAAUAUAAAGAGAGGAGAUUUUGAAGAAGAUGAAGUUGAUCUCAUACUUAGGCUUCACAAGCUUCUAGGCAAUAGAUGGUCAUUGAUUGCUGGAAGAAUACCAGGAAGAACAGCGAACGAUGUGAAGAACUACUGGAACACCCACCUUCGCUCUCGUGCCAAACAAAAAAACAUAGAACCUCAAUAUGCUAAAUUGUCAGAAGAUCACACGAUGCUCACAAUUAUCAAGCCUCAACCACAGACAUUCUCCAAAACUCUAAAUUGGUUCAAGGAUGAUGGUGUUGACAACAACGAUAACAUGUCUCCAGGAUUAAUCCCAUCACCAUUAAUACCAGAUGACAAGAUUAAUGAGUUUUUGAAGGAGUUAUUUGAUGAAGGGGAAAAAGCUAUUGAUGGUGAAAUUGGGUGGUCAUUUGAUGGUUCUCCGACGACGGGGGAGGCUUUAAAUAUUGUGGAGCAAGAAGACAACCAAAAUAAUUUGUUUGAUUUCUCUACAGAUGAAGUCAUGUGGAACUUAUUAGCUUCGGAAUGA
Cynara cardunculus var. scolymus (artichoke) is the source of this 717-nucleotide messenger RNA. Its product is annotated as transcription factor MYB90-like. Bases 1 to 717 code for a protein of 238 amino acids. The record is from RefSeq and is a predicted model, not a curated record. The transcript is spliced from 4 exons. NCBI's taxonomy places the organism in Eukaryota, Viridiplantae, Streptophyta, Magnoliopsida, Asterales, Asteraceae.